Molecule: messenger RNA, 2892 nt
Organism: Cottoperca gobio
Lineage: Eukaryota; Metazoa; Chordata; Actinopteri; Perciformes; Bovichtidae
Product: complement C5-like
Exons: 19
Coding region: 1-2892 (963 amino acids)
Cellular component (GO): extracellular region
Molecular function (GO): protein binding
Source: RefSeq, a predicted model, not a curated record
AUGAGUCGGGGCAGCUGGCCAACUGCAGGUCCAGAGCAAAGUCCUCCAGAUGGGAAAUGUAGUCCGAACACUGGGGGGAACUACAAUCUUUCGGCCACAGCUCCACCAACGCCUCCGAGUCCAAAGGAAGACGAUACCUGCCGGACAAAACACAGACGGCUGACAGCCCUGGUGGUGAAGACCCUGUCUGUGGUGGACCCGGUGGUCUCUGUGGACCAUCAGACUCUGUCAGACUCUGUGUCCUGGUUGAUCCGCAGCGCGCAGCAGCCGGACGGAUCCUUCAAAGACGAAUCCUCCGUCAGACCCAACAAAGUGAUGGCUGCAGGAACGGCUGCAGUCGACCAGUCAGUGUAUGUGACGUCCUUCGUGCUGAUGGCGUUACACAGAGCCACGAGCAUCAAAGACCCCAUCCUGCAGCUCCGGUUCCACGAUGACAGCAUGAGGUCUGCAGCAAACUACAUUUCCCAGCAUGCCCCGGGUGUGAAGAGUGUGUACGUGCGCGCGGUGGCGACCUACGCUCUGACCCUUCAUGACCCCAACAGCCUGGCGGCCUCCGAGCUACUCGACAGUCUGGAGAAACUGGCCCGAGACAAAGGUAACCCCGCUGUUCUCAGGUACUGGGAGGAGUCCAGCGUGAAAGCUGAUUGGCUGAAACCCGACCAGUCCAGCGCUCUGAUGGUGGAGACGACAGCCUACGUCCUGCUGACGGUGCUGCUCAAGGGCAGAAUACCGUACGCCAACCCCAUCCUGUCCUGGCUGACCCAGGAUCAGCACUACGGAGAGGGUUUCUACUCCAUACAGGACACAGUCUUGACUCUGGAGGCGGUGACAGAGUACAGCAGAGUCGUGCUUCGAGCCGUCCUCAAUCAGGACAUCAACGUCCGCUACGGCAGGAAGGGACCGCUGGGACGGGUCAACCUGAGCCAGAGCCGACCUGUGGCCACGCCCAUCCAGGUGAUGAAGGAUGAUGUCAUCAAGGUGUCCACAGGUUAUGGGAAGGGCGUGUCCAACGUGAAGCUGAAGACGGUUUACUACGAGACCAGCCCGCCGGCACAGAACUGUAACUUCGACCUCACUAUAGAGGUGGCGGGCCCUGACUCCUCCGUCAAUGCCGUCCUGAGCGCUCCUCACCUGGUUGCCUGUGCAAAGUAUAAACCUCCUCCCAACGAGGUGUUCACAGAGUCCAGUCUGACAGUGAUGAAGAUCCAGCUGCCUACAGGUGUGGAGGCAUUCCUGGAGGACCUGAGACAGUUCAGAGACAUCGAGGAUCCGAACAUCUCUCACUUUGAACUCCAAGGAAACACUGUGAUCAUUCAGAUGGACGCUGUUCCCUCGGACGUCUUCCUGUGCGUCGGGUUUCGGAUCCGGACCAUGUUCAGGGUGGGCGGGGCCAGCCAGUCGCUGUUUAGCGUCUAUGAGCCUCAAGACAAAGGCAGUCAAUGCACCAAGCAGUUCACCUACCAGCAGCAGGAGCUGCAGCGCCUCUGUGUGGACGAGCAGUGUCAGUGCAUGACAGCUGCGUGCGCUGCCUACAGAGGAAACAUCGAUGUGGCGCUGACCGCAGCCAAACGUACCAACGAGACCUGCAGGCCACAAAUCAAAUAUGCCUACAAAGUGACGGUGAAGUCUUCAGCAGCAGAAGGAGACUUUAUGACCUACACAGCCACCGUUGAGGAAGUCCUGAAGAACACAGAUAAAGAGUUUGAGGCAGUGAGUUCAGGUACGGAGGUGGAGCUGGUGAAAAAGGUGACCUGCAGCGCUGUGGAUCUCCAGAACAGCAAGCAGUACCUGGUGAUGGGAGCCAGCGGGUCAGAGGUCACGCUGAGCCAGGGCUUCAAGUCAGUGUCCUCUACCUCACCUCUUCGCGGCGCUUGCGUCGGCGCCGUCUGUGUGCGGCGCGGCUCCGGCGUGCUCGGCGUCGUCGUCAGUGCCGGCGGCGGCGGCGCCGGCGUGAGCAGCAGCCGCAGGUGUGAGCUGCGCCGGCGCUUCGUGCGCCGCUCAGGCGGGGCGAGCGCGGCGCCGCCGCCUCCGCCGCCGCCUCCGGUCGGGCCGGGGCGGCGCCGCGCCGUCGGCGCCGCGCCUGCUGAGUCGGCGGCGCCGGCGGCUCGGCGGCCGCCUCCGGCGGCGCCGUGCGCCUGCGGCGCCGGCGGCGGAGGCUCGGCGGCGCCGGCGAUGCUUCGGUCGCCUGCCGGGGCCGGCGGAGCCGGGGAGGCGGGCGCCGGCGACGCAGCCGCCGGCGACCGCCGGCGGCACGGCGGGCGCGGCACCGCGGCGCCGCCUGCGGCGCCGGCGGCGUGCGGCCCGGCGCGCCGGCGUGGGCGCCGGCGCACGGCGUGCGCCGGCGCCGCCGGAGGCCGCCGGCGGGGAUGCGCGCGGCGGCGGCGGAGGGGCCGGGAGGCGCCGGCGGCGCCGGCGUGCGGCGCCGGCGGCGACGGCGGAGCAGGGCGGCGCAGGCGGGAUAGGCAGGGCGCGGCGCAGUCAGGCGACGGCGGCGGCGCAGGACGGGCGCCGGCGCGGCGGCGACGACAGCCUGCUUUUCCGUUCUGCUCGGUCGUCUGCUUCUUCUCCUUCUGCUGCUCCUUCUGGCUUUUCCGCUUUCUCGUCGUCUCCUUCGUUCCUUCUUCUCCGGUCGUGCGGCGGCUGCAUUCGCCGGCGGGCGCCUGUCGUCGCCGCUUCGGUGCUUCGGCGUCGCCUGCCCCAUGCGUCUGGUCGGCGAGGCGCCGGCUCCGUCUUGCUCGCAGCCGGCGCAGCCGCCGGCGGCCCGCCGCCGGCGGGCGGUCCGGCGCCGGAGCCGCCGGGCGGCGCAGGGACGCGGAGCCGGCGGGGCGGCGCCUCCGGGGGGCUGCGGCGCAGGAUCCGGCGGCGACGAGGCGCCGGCGGCUGCGCCGGUAG